AACACUACUAUAUAACAAAUAAUUUGAGCGUGAUGAUCACUGUAUAGAAUGAAGUGACACGCUCUGGCUCACUACACGAUGAAAUGGAAACUGAUGGAGCACCAGCAACUGAAGAAACAAACACUACUGAGCAGCUGUUUGACAGCUUCCUCUACGAUGAUAACACCCUAUUAAAGACACUUGAGCAGUUUAGUGAGCUGAAAACCCUACUUAACCUUAACGAUGUUCCCCAUUACCAAUUCUUCAGCAAACUCAAAGCCCAUUUCUCCUCCUGGAGACAUACCUCCUUUAUGGAGAUCCUACAGCGGCGUCUCAACGUUAAAGAUUAUGUGAGCUGUGUGGAGAAGUGUAAAGACUGUAACAUCUUCAUUAUCGGAGCUGGUCCAUGUGGUCUGCGCAGUGCAAUAGAGGCAGCCCUCUGCGGGGCAUAUGUGGUAGUAGGAGAAAAGCGUACUAGUUUCACACGUAACAACGUGUUACAUCUCUGGCCAUAUCUCAUACACGAUCUGCGGAACCUGGGAGUCAAGAAACUGUACGGCAUGUUCUGUGCUGGCUCUCUAGAUCAUAUAAGUAUCAGACGGCUGCAGCUCAUCCUCAUGAAGAUUGCACUUGUUCUGGGGGUGAAGGUUUUCACCAACACUUCCUUCGUGGAGUUCCUCGAACCGUGCAAUACUACGGGCUGGCGUAUCAGCGUCAAACCCAGCAAUACCGAAAUCGAGAUGACGGAUUUUGAUGUUCUAGUGGGAGCUGACGGGAAACGAAAUUCUAUUCCUGGAUUCCAGAGAAAAGAGUUUCGAGCUAAACUAGCUAUAGGUAUUACGGCGAACUUCAAGAACAAGAAAAGUGAAGAUGAAGCUAAGAUUGAAGAAAUUAGUGGUGUAGCUGCGCUCUUUAAUCAGAAGUUCUUUGCUGAUCUCAAAUCAGAAACAGACAUAGACUUAGAGAAUAUCGUCUACUAUAAAGAUGAUACCCACUACUUUGUGAUGACCGCCAAGAAACAGUGUUUACUAAAAAAAGGGGUGCUAAAAGAGGACCACGGUGACGUGAUAAAGCUGCUAGCGUACCAGAACGUGGAUAAUCCCUCACUCCUGAACUUCGUGUCUGAAGCAGCAGACUUCAGUACAGGGCUCCCUCACACUGACUUUGCAGUGAACCCGGACAAUAAUAGACCUGAUGUCGCUAUCUUUGAUUUCACAUCCAUGUACAGUGCGGAGUACGCUGCCAAGAUUCUCGAACGGAGGGGGAAACGACUCAUUAUCGGAUUGGUAGGGGACGGUCUUAUGGAGCCGUUCUGGCCCCUGGGAACAGGCUGUGCAAGAGGUUUCUUAUCCUGUAUGGACCUUAUGUGGAUGAUUCAGCAGCAUCAAUCAGGGACAAAACCCAAAGAGCUGCUUGAGGAGAGGAUGGCACUGUUCAAGAUACUUCAUCAAACUAGCAACGAGAACAUGAACAAGAAACACAGCGCCUACACUAUGAACCCCAAAUCAAGGUACAGGUUGAUACCCAAGUAUAGUGAGGAUUUGUCCUUUCUUUAUGAGAAUGACGAUAAAGAGAACGUUAAUAAACAAGACCGCAUCGAGAAUUACUCGCCCGAAAAGACGUCGCCUAACAAACGACUGGCCGGAGAAACAACAGAAACAGUUCACAAACAAUGGAAAAAGAGCACGUUUGCGCGCACGCGCAAGCCCAAGAACCCCUCGAACGAGAGCGGGGUGUUGGCGAAGAAGCGCUCACUGAGUCCCUCACGUAGCGAUGAUCAGGAGACCCUGAGAAAGUGGUGCAGUGACAGACUGAAACUGAUCCUACCUUACCUGCCCGUUACAGAUCUAGAUACCUGCUGGAGGGACGGAGUCUUACUUUGUGGUCUGGUUCAUCUCUGCUCUCCUAAAGACAUGGAUAUGAGUGUUGUAAAGAGUAACUCUGACUCCCAGAAUGUGGACCUGGCUAUCUCCGUAAUGUUUAACGAGUUGGGUAUACAGACCCUGACUGCGCAGGACGUCCUACCUCCGUCAGGUCCUGACCUCCUCGCUAUCAUCUCCACCAUCUUAGAGCUGCAGAAAGUUUACCAGGAGCUAGAGAAAGGUAUUAAGCGCUCCAAACCGCUCCGUUCUCUCCCGCCACCGACGGUCGACAAUGUGUUGUUGGACAAUAAGCCGGUGAAGAAGACAAAGUUAGCUACAAGUGAGAAUGAGAAACCUGCCAGCCAACCCGCCCUGCCUGCCAGCGAACCUACUGCAGUGGACCUGUCCGCCACAUCUCCCGAUAAAGUAGCUGCCACCCCAGAGAAACCAACACCAAUGUUAGACCAACCAUCACCUGGCGAUCUCAAAAGAGGGUACACAGUCAGAGGAAACUCAGGAAGAAAACUGAAGCUAAAUUCAUUGCUCAAGUGGAUAAUGUUGAAGUGCUUCCUUCCACCACCCCUAAGAAACACACUCCCAACAAAGGUUCCCAGAAGUGCCACACUUGUGCACUCAGUGUACUGGUGCUCAAACGUGUCGCUAUUGAGGGGUAUGUGUUCCACCGGAAGUGUUUCGUGUGUGAGGAUUGUCAGACUCUACUGAAGACCUCAACCUACCAUCUCAUAACAUCACCUGACCCUGACACUCCUGGACGAUUCUUCUGUAAGAAGCAUUUUAACGAUAUAGUGAACCGAAGCCGAGAGAUGAAGAAGAGUCUGUUGGGACAGAAGAAACCUCCUACGAGGAGUAAGGAGAAGAAACAAGCUCGUCCUGUGUCUGCCUGUUACGAUUCCAUGAAGAUGUCUAACAGAACGUUCCGUCCGUCCACCCCUGACGUUCCUGAAGAUGACAUCCCAGAAAUAGUCCCAACAAAACCAGAUCCAAAACCAGAAAAGCCCUCCAAAACAGAAACCAGCCCUGCCAGACCACUGAAGACUCUUCCCGCCACACCAGCCAUUAAGGAUAAGAUGCCCUCCGCGGAUGCUCGCUAUCGUGACACAGCAUUGGAGAUACACCGCGACAAAGCUGGUAACAAACGGAGACCAGAGUCACCAGCCUCAAAACAGAAACGGAGACCAGAGUCACCAGCCUCAAAACAGAAAGCUGUCACUCCUGCAAGUAAGCGACCUAAAUCUCCAGACACCAACCCCUUCGCGAGCGCUAUGUCUCCUAAGCUGACAGGGAGGGUGAAGAUAACGGAGACAAAGUCUCCAGAGCUGGCGAGAACAAGGACUGCUAGCACCAGGAAGGAGAAACCCACCUCUGCCGCUAACAAAGUCUCUUCUUACCAUGAAGAUCUACCUAUGGAAGGACUACCAGACAACAGUCUCUCAAAGUCAGCCUCUAACCGUCCACCACCCCCAAUAGACCAUCUACCUUCAGAAGGGAUGCCUAGUCAGGGUCUCCCCAUCAGUAGCAAUGUUACUGUCCGCAAGAAGAGUAAGAAGACACACAAGGCACCCCCUGCUCCCAAACCACGUGAUAAACCACGUGAUAAAUCACGUGAUAAACCACGUGAUAAGUCCAACUCGGUGGGCUCCUUACUCUCCUCAGAUGCUAGGGAGAGGAGCAGGACUAUGUCUCCUUCUUCUAACAACUUCAAGAAGAAGGGGGAUAAGUCUAAGGACUUUGUUGCUGAUGAGGUGGAUACUGAGCCCGUGACAUCCCCAUCAGCUGUACCACUUUCACCCCCUCCCAGCGAAACUCUUUCCGAAGAUAAACCCGCUCCUGCAGAUAAACCCACUCCUGACAUCGCAUCAGGGAUAAAAGGAAGAGUAAUAAAAGAUGCUGCACCAAGUAAACCUGCUGCGAAAGCUCCUGCAAAACCAAAACCGGUCACAAGACAUACGAGAGCAGGAAGUAUGACCAAUGUGGACACUUACAUUCCAGAUUACACUAAACAAAUGCAGGACGAUAUCAGCAAUCAAGUGGAAGAAGGAGGGCCCGUGUCAGUUAAAGAUCGCAUCAAGCUAUUAACUCAGAGAGAUCUCCAAACCUCAGCUUCCUUCUCAGCCGGGCCCAGAAAGAGAAUAGAAGUGUCCACAGAUCUGAAGAAGUCAGUCACUAGGGAUGGAACCAGAAUAGCUGCUGCUAGAGGAUCAGUGGAAGCGGACUCUACACCAGCUAACAAGUUCACACGAGAGAAAAACAUUCGUAGGAAGCGACUCCGUAUGAAACCAACUAACAAGAUGAAUCAACGUCGCCUGGCGCAGGCUCAAACCAUUCAGCGGGAUCGAAGUUUGUUGGAACAAAAGAUGAAUGAAUUCGAAAACACGGCCGCCGAAAUUGAGAUGUUGCUAAGAGAUAGUGGUAACGACGAUAAGGGCUUACUGUCACAGUUCCUUGAGCUUGUUAACAUGAAGAACGAAAUGACAAGACGUGAAAACGAGCUCCACCUUUGCGAAAAGUAUCUGCAACUUAUGGAUGAACAAGAUCAGAUAGAACGAGACUUAAGAUAUCUCCUGGAAAUGAAGGAGGCUGAGAAACAAGAUGAAGACUAUUUAGAAGAGGAGGAACUGAUUUUAAAGAAGUUCGAUGUUGUGAAUAAACGGGAUUACCUGCUUACUCAGCUGGACGAGAAUAAGAGAAGGGAGGAGGAGGAAAACAAGAUGAUUGAGGAGAUGUUGGUCAGCAAGGGCAUGUCCUCGAAACAGUACUCCUACAACACAGAGAGCUUCAUAACUAUUGAGUCACUGCUCGAGCCUGAUGACGAGAAGCCUGAUGAUGAGGUGGAAGACACUUUGGAAAUGUUCGAACAGGAAACCGCUCAGGUUCAGCGGAGAAAUAAAAAAGGCCGUAAAGACGGAGACGAAAAUGCGAUUUCUCGUUUCUUCAACAGAAUGAGCUUAUUCAAUUGAAAUGGCGUCACAAUGUGACAAAUCACGUGACUCUUCGAAAAAUGUAAUGUAUUAUUAUAUGUUAUACUUUUCCAUUUUAAUUUGACUUGAAAUGUUUUUAUUGUAAAAGUUUUUCUGAUUCUGAUUUUUGGGGUUUUAUAUUAUACUUUCUGUAUUUAUAGUGAAGAGUUUUCCGUAGAUGAUUUGUUACGUAGCCUUUUUAGCGAACUUUUACGAUUUUUAUAUUAAAAUCAAGAUCGAUGUUAUUUAAUGAAUAAUUGUGAAAUGAUUAAAUUAUCCCAGCAGUCAGUAUGCUAGUCAGAGUUAAUUCAAAUUAAUUGCAGCCAAUUUAAAUUGUAAAAUAAUUGAACUUAUUUUCUGAAACAAUCUGAUUUAUGAAAAUUUGCCCUGGGACACUGCGGCACAAUCCUCA
Bolinopsis microptera is the source of this 5231-nucleotide messenger RNA. Its product is annotated as F-actin-monooxygenase mical2b-like. The transcript has 36 exons. Lineage: Eukaryota; Metazoa; Ctenophora; Tentaculata; Lobata; Bolinopsidae. Gene Ontology annotation, molecular function: protein binding. The coding region runs from base 84 to 2564 and encodes 826 amino acids. The record is from RefSeq and is a predicted model, not a curated record.